AUGGGGAAUACAUCGUCUAACCGAAUUCUGCACGAAGAUUUACUUGCUACCUACAUCGAUUUAUCCUACCUGAGGAAAAGUGAAAUAUUGUACAUUGUGCAACGUCUCGAUGAUAUCGAUCCAGGAAAACUAAACAAAAAUCUUCAACACCGUUUCCCUGUAGAACAGAUAGAAACAAUAUUACCACAUGUUCAAUGUAGCCCAUUCAGUGAUUCAAUAUAUCGAGUCUUCUCUUCAAAAAAAGACAACCAUCUAAGCCUUGAAGAUGUCCUGGAUUUAUGCUCAGCUUUCUCCGAUAAUGCCCCGGAUGACGUUCGGGCGGCUUGGGCAUUUUACAUUUUUGACUUGGACGGCGACAAUCAAAUCUCACUCAACGAUUUGAUGGGAGCCGUGGAGAGAUUGACAGGGAACGAUCAGGAUGGUCAUCAAGGGUUUGACACGCAGCAGACAGAACAUGUCGCACGAAUGGUGCUUCAAGAAAUGAUCUUCAAUCAGAUGGGAAGCAUUUCACAGGAAGAAUUUAUACGCUUCGUUUUAAGGAUUCCAGAGUUUUUCUCCUCAUUUCGCUUUAGAAUCUAA
Messenger RNA from Dufourea novaeangliae, 579 nucleotides. Its product is annotated as calcium and integrin-binding protein 1-like. NCBI's taxonomy places the organism in Eukaryota, Metazoa, Arthropoda, Insecta, Hymenoptera, Halictidae. The transcript has 5 exons. The coding region runs from base 1 to 579 and encodes 192 amino acids. Gene Ontology annotation, molecular function: calcium ion binding. The record is from RefSeq and is a predicted model, not a curated record.